CUUCCCUUCUGGUCGCAGUUGCUUGGGUCUUGGAAACUUUCGUGUCGGAAAUGCUGAUAGCAAGAUGUCUUCAGGAAAUGCCAAAAUUGGGCACUCUGCCCCCAACUUCAAAGCUACAGCUGUGAUGCCAGAUGGUCAGUUCAAAGAUAUUAGCCUAUCUGACUACAAAGGAAAAUAUAUUGUGUUCUUCUUUUACCCUCUCGACUUCACCUUUGUGUGCCCUACGGAGAUCAUUGCUUUUAGUGACAGGGCAGAAGAAUUUAAGAAACUCAACUGCCAAGUGAUUGGUGCUUCUGUGGAUUCUCACUUCUGUCAUCUGGCAUGGAUCAAUACACCCAAGAAACAAGGAGGACUGGGACCCAUGAACAUUCCCUUGAUAUCAGAUCCCAAGCACACUAUUGCUCAGGAUUAUGGAGUCUUAAAGGCUGAUGAAGGCAUUUCCUUCAGGGGCCUCUUUAUCAUUGAUGAUAAAGGUAUCCUUCGCCAGAUCACUGUGAAUGACCUUCCUGUUGGCCGCUCUGUGGAUGAGACUCUGAGACUAGUUCAGGCUUUUCAGUUCACUGACAAACAUGGGGAAGUGUGCCCUGCUGGCUGGAAGCCUGGCAGUGAUACCAUCAAGCCUGAUGUCCAAAAAAGCAAAGAAUAUUUCUCCAAGCAGAAGUGAUCACUGGGCCAUCUGAGUGCCAGGCUGCACUGGGUACCCAUGAGAACAAAAUCUCUUUUGUAUUUUUUUUUUUUUUUCAUGCCUAAGACAU
Molecule: messenger RNA, 755 nt
Organism: Sciurus carolinensis (gray squirrel)
Lineage: Eukaryota; Metazoa; Chordata; Mammalia; Rodentia; Sciuridae
Product: peroxiredoxin-1-like
Exons: 1
Coding region: 65-664 (199 amino acids)
Biological process (GO): removal of superoxide radicals; cellular response to stress; leukocyte activation
Cellular component (GO): cytosol
Molecular function (GO): thioredoxin peroxidase activity
Source: RefSeq, a predicted model, not a curated record